UCUUUCACAAUAUCAUUUUAUAAUUUUUUUCAUCUUUUUCUUUCUUUCUUUGAUAUCAUUGUGAGAAAAAAUGGCUAAUGUUGGAAACACUAGUGUGGAUACUCUUCUUGAAGAGCUGGAUCGUGAGAGCAAUGAGUUGAAAGAUGAGUUUGAGAAGCUCUGUGCGGAGAUAGUCCAACUUCAUCCUACAACUGGUCGAACUUCUGUUGGUGCCAUUGAAGAGGUCAAGAAGAAGUUCAACGAUAUGCAAGUGAAGUUGGAAGAGCUCUCCAAGAAGUUAAAAGAAGUUGAGAAGGAGAUGGAGGAAACCCAAGAGUGAUAGGUUACUUUUACAAUUCCAGAGUGAAGCUCUCUUAUAAAUAAGUAACUGAAAUAUUGAUCUUGAGGGGGAUUGAAAUAUACAUGUUAAUUUAAAAUUUUCUUAAACUAUUAAGUCCAGGAAAACUUUCUUGUAAGUAAAAUAAUUGGGAAAUCGUUGUCUCUAAACUCUGAUGAG
This is a messenger RNA of Camelina sativa (false flax), 496 nucleotides long. Lineage: Eukaryota; Viridiplantae; Streptophyta; Magnoliopsida; Brassicales; Brassicaceae. The record is from RefSeq and is a predicted model, not a curated record.